Messenger RNA from Suillus subaureus, 507 nucleotides. RefSeq lists its product as uncharacterized. The transcript is spliced from 2 exons. Lineage: Eukaryota; Fungi; Basidiomycota; Agaricomycetes; Boletales; Suillaceae. The record is from RefSeq and is a predicted model, not a curated record. The annotation marks the transcript as partial.
AUGACUACAGCCAGCGACCCCUUAAUCCACCGUCGCACAGUAUUUCGCACCCCGGCCGUCAAAUGCACUUGGUUCUCUUGUCGCCGCGAGUUUUUACAUGGCAUAUUGGAUUCACUACUAGGUGAGCAUGUAAUCUCUACCGAGGGUCCUGUCUCGUCUCAUAUAUUAUUUGCAGGUCAUCUUGAGGCAUGCAGGCGUGGAAUUAUGCACCGCGACACCAGCGACGGUAAUGUUUGGUUCUGGGUUCCUCAGACCGAACCCCAGUACGCGGUUCCAGAAUGGUAUAUAUCACCCCAGAAUACUAAAUCGCACUUCGAUACUCUGGAAGUCCCCGCACCGUGGUUUCCCAAGCGUCCUGGUAUGACUGUUUUUUCAUACUCAUUUUUACAGGGGACUUUUCCUUUUGGCACCACUGCGGACUCAGAAGAGGCUCCCCACCUCACGCAUGACCUAGAGUCGUAUAUCUUUCUUAUAUGGAUUGUCGGCGUCAAUUUCAAGGGUCCGUAC